CUGGAUAAGGGCGUCUGCUAAACGCCUGUAAUGUAAUGUAAGCUUUAUACGCACGCACGCACACACACCCACACACACUUUACAACUAGCACUGCUAAUAUGGCGGCUAUGGAAAUAAGAUGGUGUUCCAUGCUGAGAUGUUGUAAACCCUGUGAAUUUAUGGUGUGCCUGUUCUGUUACUCUGUGUGAUAAAAGUAACACUUUGCAUCGCUGGCCAACCUCUUUAUCUUUAAAACAUCAUAAUCUGUGUACAUUUUCAGCUAGUUGCCUUGUCUAUCACCAGUUAUUAAUUUAAUUUAUGAGUGUAAAGUACCCAGUAAGUAUCGCAGUCUCAGAUGUCUUUACUAGCCAACCACUUCAGUUGCUUGAAUCUAGCUAACAAGCAGCUAUAAUAAGACUCCUGAAUCGCUCCAAAAAAAUGCAGCUUUCUGCUUGCUCGUUCCUGAUAUAGCCUAAAUAAAAACAUUACGAUAUAAGAAAUAAAAAACAAGGGACCCUGCCAAGAACUCUAAAUGCUCACCAAGGGCCACCUAAGAAAGGAGCAAUUAGCAUACAUUUCCCAGCAUGCACAUCUGUGUCCCCCAUUGUGGUACAGAUACAAAAACCUUGCAAGAGGAAUCACCCAGUGACUGAUAUUCAAGAUGACAUCACAGUCUUCAGCAUAGGGGUGUUAAUGGGCUAAGAGGGUCCCACACCUGUCACUGCGUUACCUUUGUAAGUCUCAAGGUAGGAGCUAGUCUGUGGGGAUAAGUGUCCUUAGACCCUUACAGUGAAGUCCUUAAAAUGGGCGAAGGUCCACUAUAAUAGUGCAAGAGAGGCUGAAGCUGCCUGAAGUGUAUUUAGAAGUGCUUGGUUGUGUUUAUUUGUAGAAGUAAAGACGAGUAGGAGCACAGUGCACUGUUGAGCCGCCUAGCUCUGUGCUAAUUUGCAUGUUCCUGAACUCUGCAAAUGUAUGAUCGUAUUUAUGAUAUUAUUGCUUUUGGAAGCUGCAGAAAGUGAACCGUGCCCUACUUUGCAUGAUUCUCUUUCAUCACUUCGUACUGUAUUUGUUAAAGUGGCAAAAUCGCUGAAUGUUCACACGCACGCUCUACAGUGGAUUUUACCGGCGUCCUGAAUAUCUGCAGACUUGUACUGCUGAGUGUGAAAAUAGGAGCUGUGCCUUUAAAUAAGUUUUUCUAGGAUGUACGGAUCGCCCCGGUUUAUGCUGGGGGAGGGAAAUGGCUGAUCGUAAAGGUGGUUUUCAUUGGUCAGGGUGUCUGUCUUCAGGUCUGUGACAUCACACGGAGGAGAGGCUUCACUGGGAUAAAAUAACAUCUCCUUUUAUGGAACGUGCUGGCCUGUUCCAUUUUGCUAGAGAGGUUUACGAGACGUGCACUCUGAAGAAGAAAAAAACUGCUCCCAUUUGAAAGUUUCGUUGUACUCUUAAGAAUUUAAAAUGGGCAGUUUCCUCGCGUGUAAAACAGAAAUGUUGAACCCAACGCUAGAAAUGCGCAUCUAUUCUAUUUAAAGCAUUGCAGUUUAGCUCCUGUGAAACUAGGUGGUUUGCACCUUACUGCAGAAAAGAACAUGCUCAAGUCUCAAGUUUAGAAAUCUCAAGGGCAUAUCUCAGUCUCCCCUCUGUAAGGCGUUUCAUAUAAUGCAUAUUUUUGAACGAAUCUGGCUAAACAGCUCCUCACUCCUCAUUUACGUGCCACCUCUGUUUGGCCUGUUGUCCCUUGUCAUAACACCCCCCUGAUGUUCGUGUAAAAUGGUCUUUCCCGUGAACGUGCUGUACCCACCCCUCCCUAAGUCAGAGUUAUCCUUACGAUAAAAAAAAAUAAUGUUGGUUCUCGAUUAGACUGGAUCUGAAGUAGAUAAAGAAAUUGCCUGGAGAACGGCAUUCACCGGUGAAAGGAAAAAAACAAAAACAAAGCAAACCCGGGACAGGAGAUUAUGAAAAUACGACUUCAGGAUAAAUUGGAGUUGAACUGAAUAUCUCGCCAAUGUUUCACUGGUUUCAACCAUGGCCUCUCAGACAGGCAACAUGAACCGUGAGGACCGGAAUGUGCUCCGUAUGAAAGAAAGAGAAAGGCGAAAUCAAGAGGUCCACCCGGGAGGAGCGGCCUUUCCAGCCAACUCCCCCCUCUUUCCCGAACCUUAUAAAGUUUCCAGUAAGGAAGACAAGCUUUCUAGCCGUAUUCAGAGCAUGCUGGGUAACUACGACGAGAUGGAGAAAGAGCUGAUCAGCGAAACCACUCUACCCAAACUCGGCGUCGUGUCCAAGGCCCCUGGCUCCUCGUCCUCGGAGGACAAGUCGGGACAGUCCCUGUUCGGGGACCAGCAGCGAGGCAGCGGCGGCGGCGGCGGCGGCGGCAGCGGCCAGAGCAGUAAAUGGACUCCCGUCGGCCCGGCCGCCGGCAGCUCCUCCCAGUCUCAGAAGCGUUCGUCGGGCCUGCAGGGCGGCCACGGCGGCAGCCAGCGGUCCGGCGGCGGCAGCGGCAGUGGCAGCGGCGGCCAGCGGCACGAGCGGGACUACGGCGGCAGCAGUAAGAAGUCGAGCAAGCAUGGCUCCGACCACUCCAAGUCGUCCUCGCACUCCUCCAGCCCCGCCAAGGGCUCGCUGAGCGCGGGGCACUCGCGGGCACACGCGGCAGCGGCGGCGGCCGCCGGCGAACACCACGGCAAGGAGCGCUACCGCAAGUCGCCGCACGAGCGGGAGGCCAGCUGGGACUCGCCGUCGCGCGUGCACACCUCGUCCUUCCCCGGCGGCGGGGGCGGCGGCGGCGGGGGCGGGGGGCAGCACUCCGGCCAGGCCUUCCCGCCCUCGCUCAUGUCCAAGCCCAGCUCCAUGCUGCAGAAGCCCACCGCCUACGUGCGCCCCAUGGACGGCCAGGAGACCGUCGAGCCCCGCACCUCGUCCGACGGCUACGGCGGCCAGUCCCACGGCGGCCCCGGCGGCGCCGGCGGCGUCGGGGAGAUGAAGUCCAGCAGCAAGGCCUCCCUCGCCAAGCUCAAAAUCCCCUCGCAACCCCUAGAGGCGUCCAUGUCCGGCGAAGCCAACUGCGUGGAUGAAAUCUUAAAGGAAAUGACCCAGUCAUGGCCGCCUCCGCUGACUGCCAUCCACACUCCCUGCAAGACGGAACCGUCAAAGUUUCCCUUCCCUUCCAAGGACACCCAGCACCCGAGCUACCCGACUGGGGGACACAAGAGGUACGUUUCAUCGAAGACGUCCUCAAACAGCCACCAGCCCAAACCGUGCGAGGCCGAGCAAGCCAACAUGUUGGAAAAUGACCUGAAAAUCAGUAGCAGCGAGGACAGCGACGGGGAACCCGAUUCUGUGAAAAACCCCUCGAGAAACCCCUCAGCCAGCAACAACAGCAACAACAGCGAGGGGGCGGAGCACUCGCGGGAGGACUCGAGCAGCCACAGCGGCUCGGAGAGCAGCUCGGGCUCGGACAGCGAGAGCGAGAGCAGCUCCAGCGACAGUGAGGCCAACGAGCCGCCGCGCGCCGCGUCCCCUGAGCCCGAGCCGCCGACGGCCAACAAAUGGCAGCUGGACAACUGGCUCCACAUCGUCAACAAGUUCUCCCCGGCCUCCCCGGUGGACAGCAGCAGCGCUCCCGCCAAGUACAAGAAGGACGGCUCGGGGAAGGGCUACGGCGGCCAGGGGGGGUCCAAAGAGUCGGGCUCGUCCGGGCCGGGGAGGGACCUGCGGGCCACCCAGAAGGGCUCGGAGAGCGGGCGGGGCCGGCAGAAGUCCCCCGCCCAGAGCGAGGGGGGGGCCGCCCCGCGCAGGACGGUGGGCAAGAAGCAGCCCAAAAAGCCCGAGAAGCCCCCCGUGGUGGAGGAGCCCAAGGGGGGGCUGAAGGUGGAGAGCGAGCCCCCCCCGGAAAUCCCCCCGCACCAGCCCAAGGCCGCCACCAAGGGCUCCCGGAAGCCCAGCAUCAAGAAGGAGCCCAAGUCGUCGCCCCGGCCCGCCGCGGACAAGCGCAAGGCCCCCAAGACGCCCAGCAAGAACCCGCAGAAGUCGCGCGAGUUCGUGGAGACGGACUCCUCGUCCUCGGGCUCGGAGGGCGACGGCUCGCAGACGCCCAGGUACGCGGAGAGCAUCCGCACGCCCGUCUGCAUCUUCUCGCCCAUGGAGGAGAAGGGGCUGAUCUCGCCGCUCAGCGAGCCCGAGGAGCGCUUCCCCGCCCGCCAGCAGGUGCUGGUGGUGAAGAUCGACCUGCGGCUGCUGUCGCGCGUGCCGGGGCGCUCCUUCCGGGACCUGGACCCGCAGCCCAAACCCGACCGGGACGGGCCCCUGGAGCGCGACGGGAAGGACUUCGGGGAGAAGCCGUCCGGCGAGAAGCUGUCCAAGGGCAAGAGGAAGCCCAAGAACGAAGACGAUGGUGUGAAGAGCGAGAGCAAGAAGCCGCGGCUGGAGGAGAAGAGCGCAUCGCACCACAAGUCCAGCAGCAAAGAGUCGUCGAAGCGCGGCUCGGAGAAGGAGAAGGAGCUGGCCCCCUCGCCGUCCAUGGCGGGCCUGCAGAAGGCGCCGAAGGCGGAGCACGAGCGGCGGAAGCGCACCGCCAGCCAAUCGUCGACCUCCAUCUCCUCAGGCAGCGCCGGCAGCAGCAAGGACGGCGCCAAGAGCGGCGGGAGCUCCUCCUCCAAGCACCGCAAGCAGGAGGACAAGCAGGGCCGGAGCGCCAAAGACGGCAAGGAGAAGAGCUCGAAGAGCGCGGAUAACCACCCCCCAGCUCCGCUGCUGUCCUCGGAGUGCCUGAAGCUGCAGCGAUCGAAGCUGGCGUUUGAAGACAGGGUCCACUCGGCUGACUACUACCUACAGGAGGCCAAGAAGCUGAAGCACAACGCAGACGCGCUGAUGGACAGGUUCGAGAAGGCGGUGUACUACCUGGACGCGGUGGUGUCCUUCAUCGAGUGCGGGAACGCCCUGGAGAGGAGCGCCCAGGAGGCCAAGUCCCCGUUCCCCAUGUACGCCGAGACCGUGGAGCUCAUCAAGUACACUAUGAAGCUAAAGAGCUACAUGGCUCCUGACGCUACGUCGGCCGAUAAAAGGCUGGCAGUGCUGUGUUUGCGGUGUCAGUCUCUGCUCUACCUGCGGCUCUUCAAACUGCGGAAGGAGAGCGCGCUCAAAUAUUCCAAAACCCUCACAGAACACUUGAAGAAUUCCUUAAGUAAUACGCAAGCCCCUUCUCCAGGAAUGGGGAGUAAAACGGCGGGCAUGCCCUCCCCCGUCUCUCCCAAGCUGUCGCCCGGCAACGCAGGGAGCUACUCCUCCGGCACCUCCAACCCCAGCAGCGCCUCCUCCGUCACCAUCCCCCAGCGCAUACACCAGAUGGCGGCCAGCUACGUCCAGGUCACCUCCAACUUCCUGUACGCCACGGAGGUGUGGGACCAAGCCGAGCAGCUGGCCAGAGAGCAGAAAGACUUCUUCACGGAACUGGACAAGGUGAUGACUCCUCUCAUCUUCAACACCAGCAGCAUGACGGAACUGGUGCGCUACACGCGGCAGGGGCUCCACUGGCUGCGGCUGGACGCUAAGCUCAUUCCCUGAGAGCCCGCUAGCCUCCGCUCUCCAGAGUCCAGAGUCCAGAGUCCGCCACCCCCCCCCCCCCCCGCCCCGCGGAAGCUCGUCCGCCGCCGGCGUAUCCAUAACACUGUGUCCGUUUCACCGUCAGCUUGCCAAAAAACACUGAACAAAUGAAGAGGAACCUAACUACUAAAAAAAACAACAGCCCUAUGAUGUUCGCGAGGUUUUUGGGAGGGUGGGGUGGGAUCGGAUCGGGGUCACGGGGGGCAAGUCAGUAAUUACAGCAUUCUGCACUCCCCUCGGUCGGGUACUUUUGGGUUACGUUAAAAAAAAAGCCAUCUUUCUACCAGGUGUGAUACCAAUGCUUUAUUGUUUUUUUUUGUUUUUUUUCCCUUGUAGAAACACACUACGAAAGCGUCUUUGUUUUUGUAGGGUGUGAUGAAAUCCGUAUUUCUCUCUUAUUUUAUAUAUUUUUUUUUUUGGCUUAUUUUAACCAAAGUACCUCUUUUUAACCAAAGGUGCUUUAAAGCUGAGAUCUGUCCUUUCUGUUUUUUAUAUAUCUAUUUUUUGUGCCUUGUAUUUGACAUACAGGAAGUGAACUAUCUGUUGAAGUACGAGGGCACCGGUGUCUCGCGUGCUCCUGCAAAAAAAAAGAAACGCGUUCGCCGUGGGCCCAGCAGGGGGAGCCAGAGCUCAACGAUGUGACCGUUUGGGUUUGGGAAGGGAUUGGGUAGCACCGCCUCGAAAGUACAGCGGACAGUUUGCUGGAAUUUUGGGGUUUUAGCUGCAACGGAUGGCUCUGGAAGCAGGUCUGCCUGAUUCAUGGAAUCCGCCCCCCCCUCCCCCCCCCCGGGACAGAUCUCAUCACAGAAACUGCCCAAACUUUUGUACCUCACUGGGACACUAAAAAAAAAAAACCUGGAGCCACGAACACCAAACUACUGUAUUUCUGCCUGUGAGCGAGUCUCCAUAUCGCCCCCUAGCAUCCGGAGGCCUCUACUGCGCUUUUCGUAUCCUCUCAAAUUGUACCGCGACUCUCGGUCGACGUUUCUCCGCUCGUCCUGGAGUUGACCUCGCAAACGUGUCUUCAUCAGUAGUUUUCCGGCAUUAUGUUUUCUCUCUUUCUCUCUCUCUCCCCCCCUUCUUUUCUCUUUCCCCCUCUUUCUUUCUCUCUGCUGUGGAAGUGUACACUAGAUGGAUAUUCCAUUGUGUAUUUCUCAUUUGGCAUUACAGGGUGUGGAAGGCUAACGUAAACCUUGUCCUCAAAAAAAAUAGUAUUUAAUAGUGUAGUCAGGCAGAGUUGCCCUCAGAAAAAAAUCCUUUCAUCAAGGGUAUAUAUGCACUCGCAUUUUAAGUCUAAGAUUUUAAUAUUUAAUGUAACAUACACGUGAUAAAUCACAUAUAUUUUAUAUCAUAUUUGGAAGCAACAGUAAUUUUAAUCCAUUUACAGAAUGCAUAACCCAAAAUAGAUUUUAUUUAUAUACUAGAGGACGGGGUUGUCAAAAUCAGUUUUGGAACUUCACGCGUUGAAGGCUUAAUAACAGGGUUGAAAUAAAUACUAUGAAAUGCAAAGUAUUUCUAUUGUAUAUGAAAAUGUCAUAUUUAAAUUUUAGAGAUGGGAUUAAGGGGUUUCCAAAGUAGCUUAGUAAAAAGUGAUUUUGUGUAUUCAAAAUUAUUUCGUUUGGGAUAAUGUGCUGUCAGAACAUCCAGUGACAUUCAGUUACAGGCAUUUAUGGAUUAUAUUUAUACUGCAGAUUUUAGAUUUAGCAGUUUGUGUUACUGGAGUAGAUAACUGCUUUGAAAUUAACCCUCUGUCGUAUCCUUUUUAUAGCUUCUCUCAGAUAGUUUAAUGUUUCAUUCAUGCACAAACGUGGACAGUAGAGAUGGGUAUUUCGUGAGAAUGGAGAACUGCUGUGUGCGUUAUGUUGGAAACGAACAGCGUUCGUGUUCUAGAGCUUAUUUCAUUGGCUCCCUGGUUGUCUUUUGGGGAUACUGUUAUUUCUUCUGACACUCAAGUGUUGAAGGACAAAAAAAAAAAAAAAACAAUCUAUGCAGCUUUAUUUAAACCAAACCUAUAAAAAAUGCUUCUAGUUCUGAAAUCAUUUGUAAACCUGGCUUCUUUUUUUAUAUUUGAAUACUGGGAGGUCAAAAAUGGCGUUUCCAUGAGAGAUUUUUUUGGCUUGAGCUGUUAAUGGAGGCUUGUUAACAUUUUUCGUAAAACACUUAAUGCAAUGUUAUGCUUCGUACGCGCAAGCAGCCCCUGAAUUUGGGGGUGCAGUUCCCCAAUGGCUAUCAGAAGAGGCAGGUGAGCCAGUAUAUGCUGUUUGGGAGUGCCUUUUGAAAAAAAGGAAUCUUGGUUAGAUAUGCCUACAUUUCUAGAGAUGCCCGCAUUUCUCAUGAAAGAAAACAGAGAAUCUGGUUCCAUUCGAAAUGAAAAGGAACAACGAUGAGAUUUAAAGUUUUUUUUAAUUUUUUUAAAGUGAAUUUUAAAAUUUAAAGUGCUCGUGAACCUGUUUGGAUUGCCAGGUUUAAUUAAAUUGCAUCAAGCCUUUAUAAGGAAAUUCUUCAUGGAAUCCCCACUUUUGACGUGUUGUAAGUUGCUUUUAUGUUGUUCAUCCUCUCAAAUUUUAAUUUAUUUAUACACUGGUGUAAUUUAAGUGCAAAUGUGAAUGUCUUGAUGAGUAUCAAGAUGGACACAAGGACAUGGGAAAAUAUACAUUACUGUUGGGAUUUAUACAUUUUUUAUUUAUUUUACAGUCUCCUCUUUGAAAUAGAGCUUUUUGAUAUAUAUUGCCAUUUUGUUGGCUUUCAUUUCAGGGCUAUGAGCUUGUUUAUUGUCAGAUAUAAACGUUAUCAUAGUGCACAAAUCCAGGGUAAGAAUAACAUUUUAACAUCCCACGGAAAGACAUAACACUUGCAUGUUUUUUAUUUAAGUGCAACCAUGUAAAAAAUGUAAAUAAAUAUAUUUCUUUUAGGACCAAUUUUUAAAUGCAGUUCAACAUUUAUAUUAUGAAUAUCUUGUAAAUAACAGUUGAAUAUAUUAUAUACACACAAUUUCCUUUUUUUAAAGUUUUAUUUUAAGUCCCUCCCACCGAAGAUGUUGGAUUUAAACCUAUGUAUAAGAAAUGUUUGGGUAGGAUCACUUUGUUUUUACUGUAUUUUUAUUUGCAUUUCUUGCUUCAGUGUUGUCAUCAUAAUCAUCACUGACGUGCUUUGAUGAAGUAUAGAUGUUCUAUUUUAUAUAUGGUAUGGAGAGGAUUCUCUGGAAAUGGGUAUUGUUGAUCAAAUCAAGUGAAGCUGGAAAAUAAUUGUGUAUAUGGUUAUCCAUAAAUCCGAUUCAUACAACUUUAGUCCAUAACUCCAUGUUGAAAAAUGUCCAUGCUGUUUAAUGGGAACCCAAGGAUGCUUUAUGAAGAAAAUGAAAUUUGACGUCUAUCAUUUAAUUCGUAGCUGAUCAGGGAUUGAAAUAGUGUUUUCAUUGAGGGGGGGUGGGGGGGGGGGUCAAGUAUUUUAAAAAUUGACCUUUGGGGGUUGUGGGUUUCGCAUACCAAACGCAACCAAGUCUGGGGGUCGAACAAGCCUGAUUUAGAAAAGCAUGUCCAACUGAACACUUACCCUGGGGUUUUUCUCGCAGUUCCAGCCUAGAUGCCUUUUCAAUCAAACAUUAAAAAACACUUUGAACGGGGCAAUGUUAUAUAUAUCCAACAGUUGUAGACGUUUGUAGGCUGUUCUCUUCCUACGAUAGUCUUAAGAGACCUCGGGGCUUCCAGUUGGAGAGUCGGAACUGGAUUAUUUUUUAACAUAAAAGUAUAAUUAUGGAGGAUUAACAAUGGUACUCGUUCAUCUUUCAAGUCAUUUUAUUUUCUUGGAAUAACAUGUAAAUGAAAUCCAUUCUUGUGAAGUGAGUAUUAACUUGUAAUUAUAAGGGGGUUUCUCAGUCUGUCCUGUAUAUUCUUUGUAUUUUGUUGUAUUGAGAAUAAAACAAACCGUUACGUUUCGA
Anguilla anguilla (European eel) is the source of this 9515-nucleotide messenger RNA. It is a transcript of the gene aff4, whose product is annotated as AF4/FMR2 family, member 4. Gene Ontology annotation, biological process: regulation of gene expression. The record is from RefSeq and is a predicted model, not a curated record. Lineage: Eukaryota; Metazoa; Chordata; Actinopteri; Anguilliformes; Anguillidae. Gene Ontology annotation, cellular component: super elongation complex; nucleus.